AAAAUUUCAAGGUAAAGACUAGAUUAGUUUAGUUCACUCUUCGACAUGGUACGAAUCGCUCUGCUUGCUGUUUGUCUCACAUUUCUAACUGCUUCUGAUGCUGGACCACUCGACUGGAUUGGUUCCAACAGCUGUGGAAAUGAGAAGAUUCACAACUAUCAAUUUGGACAAAGGACACCUUAUCAACGCCUUUUGUACGUGGACCAUCCGAAAUACGAAUCGAAAUUAAUGAGAGUGAGAAGUGAAGAGCUGACUUACCCAGUGAAAGGACAAUUAUCAGGUGGAAUGAUCGGCUAUAUCGAAGUCUUAGAUAUGAAGAGUAACGGAAAUGGGGGAUGUGUUUACAUCAAGAACGGGGGUGUUGGAAGUACGUUCGUAACGCUUAAAUUGAAGUCUCAACGUAAUCAUGGAAUGGAAUUCAUGAUCAGGAUAUAUGGAAACUAAAUGUUGUUUCAUGACAUAAACAUUUGUAAAUAUAUAUUUUCUGUAUAAAUGAGAAUUUUUAUUUAACAACAUGUUCACUGAAAAGUUUAGCUUUUGAAAGUUUAGUAAUGAUCAAGAAUAUGAAUAAGUAAGAUAACCUAAUUAUAUAUGUAUGUAUGUAUGUAAUAUUGAUAUAACAUACAAUAGAUUGGUAUAUACAUUGAUGUAUGUAUGUAAUAUUGAUAUAUACAUACAUAUAUAUAUAUGUAUAUAUGUAAUUAUAUAUGUAUGUAAUAUUGACCUGCUUAAAAAUAUACAUUUUUUUUCAACAUCAAUUUAUUAUUUUUAGGAACAUUUCAAAAAACCCUUUUUUAC
Messenger RNA from Nezara viridula (southern green stink bug), 798 nucleotides. The record is from the annotation of a GenBank genome assembly. Lineage: Eukaryota; Metazoa; Arthropoda; Insecta; Hemiptera; Pentatomidae.